Chilo suppressalis (striped riceborer) is the source of this 3924-nucleotide messenger RNA. The record is from the annotation of a GenBank genome assembly. Lineage: Eukaryota; Metazoa; Arthropoda; Insecta; Lepidoptera; Crambidae.
CAGCGCAUGUCAAUGCAAUGUCAACCAAACCAUUAUUUUUAUUUUCAUUCAUUUUCAUAUUCAUUUUAAAAUAAAAAGCAACUGACUGAAAAAGUUAAAUUAAGGGAAGAAUAAAGGAUGAUUUGCAAACUUAUCUAAUCGAUAACAUUACACCAAAACUUUCUUUUUGUAUUCCAUAAAAGGUAUCUACGAAAUCAAAAUGAAUGCCGAUUUGAAAGAUUCCUUCUCGCGAAUAAAACCAUUCUGUGAUGUAGUGAUGGUUUGUCCGACUCCAAAGAGCAUAUCAAAUUUCGUUUCCCGGGUGGCUGAUCUAAAGACCGAGGCGGUCCAGGAGCUCCAACAGUAUCUUCUUUUUCCAUUCAUUACCCACAUAAAAUCCACAGCGAUUCAAAAUAAUUAUGAAUAUCAAUGGAAAUUAGUGGAUGGAAUGAGGGUUGUGCUGGAGAGGGUUACAGUGAACAGUUUUGAAAUGUGUAUUAAGAUAGAAACAUCGCUAUUACAAUUGGUAUUUGACAACUCAAAGCCUGGCAUGAUUGCUGACGUGCCAGAAGAACUUAAGCACAGUGUCAUGAAGUGUCUCACAGUGCUUUUGUUGAGCAUUGACAGAAGGUUCAGGGAGAAGUUGCUCAAGACGAAAGUACCACUCUUGGCACAAGCUGUCUUCGUCUCUGUGCACAUUGCAAAGUUGGAAAAAAUGAGAGCUUUAAGGCUCGCUGCUAUAAGCAGCGUGAUGGCGCACACGAUGACCCACCCGCAGAUGAUGGACGCCCAGUACCGACUGACGGACCCAAGUCUGGAGGCCGCGGCAGUAGAAUUUUUAGCCAGCAUUUUACCUGGAGUCCUGGCUGCUCUCCAGGAUGUAGCCACAAGCACCGAGAACCCUGGCCACGCGUGCGUCGUGACAUCCCUUGAGGCAAUUCAUCGUAUUCUAUGCUUGACGAUGAGCGACAGGUUCCUGCCCAAGAAGACCGACAUCACCGCAGAAGACUUUGCUAAGAGUUUCAGGGAGUCUGUACAAUUAUAUUCGCAACAAGAAGAGCAAAAUCAAAAUGAAGUAAGCUGUAAGGAGAAGCAAUUGAAAGAAUUACCAAAACGGUCUCCGGAGUGGUACAAGAUGGCCAGCGAUAAGCUUGUAGUCGUCACCAAGAGUCUCAUCUCGCUGAGAACUCAUGAGCACUUCAAAGUGAGGAAGGAAUUAGCUGUCUUCUGCGCUAGGGUACUCAAUGAGUGCACUUUGACAAUGCAGCCCUCCCAACCGAUAGUUCUGGACAUAUUAAUAACUUUGGCAAAGGACGAGUAUCCCGCAGUAUCAGAGUAUUGUACCGGCGUCAUUAAUGCAUACUUCGAGACCGCUUCGUUUGCCAACAAGCAUAGGGUUAUGGACAGCUUGUGCGAGAACUUCUUUGUGAUGCUCAACGGGCUGCCUAGGGUGCUGAAUAAUAUUGAUUGCGAGCGGAAGCUGUCCGCUCUUAGCCUCUUGCACGGCUACAUCCAAGUAUUAUGCGACAAUGGCCGACCCCAGCGGCUCACGAGUGCUUUGGGCAACCACAACAAUAUGAAAGCUUUAUGUGCCGCACUCAAGGGGGCGAGCCAACUAGACCAACCUGCCUUUAUGGCUCCAGCCCCGCGUGACUUGAUAAUCUCGCCGCCAUUAGAGUCUGGGUGGUUGAGACUCAGCCACUUGGACAAUCCCGCGUGCGUCCAGCGAAUGCAGCAGAUCUGCGAACUGCUGGGCGCCGCUGAAACUGCCCAGCUUAUACUGGAUCGACUGCUGGAGGAGUUCCAGCAGGAGAGGGCCGUGGAAAUUGUCUGCAUCAUCAACUGGAUGCUUGGUGGUUCCAACGACGAUAGUUUUGCGUGUCGAGUGUUAGACGCUUACUUGGAAGACAGCGUGUGGUACUCUCCCCUAGAAACAGCAAUCGAAGAAUCUGCGCCAUCCGGAACACUCGAUGUUAGUGUUUACAAUCCACGCGCGUGGGACAUCGACAGGGUGCCUGAUCUUUACGAGGGCACAGUGGAGACCCGUUUCACCGGCAUCAGCUACGACUGCCCCCGCCCCGACAAAGGGGAGGGGAUGAACAGUGGCGGGGGUAAAGCAUUGGGUAGGAAUCUACUUCUAUGCUGUGCGCUGGUGGAAGGGGUGGGGGGUGCUGCAAGAAGAAUGGGAGACAGAUUCCAGAGAUACCUGCUGAAGGCUGGAGUUAGGGCGUUGGAACGUGCCGGUAGUAGAUACGAGCUUCUCCACCUAUCAGGAGUGAAGGCAUUGAACGACAUGGCUCUAGCGUUGGGACAUGAAGGAGUGAGUCAACUCAUACAACACAACGCUGACUACUUCACUCAUCAAGUCACUGUCAGACUCAAAAAGGCAUGGAACACGCAGUCGGCAUUAGAGAUAUUGUCUGUGGUCAUGGAGUACAGUGACCCAAGUCUUUUCGACUUUCUUUGCGGAGUCGCCAAAGAUGUUUUGGUCCAAAGCUGUGAUAAAUACUACGAACACAACCUAGAGGCGUAUUUACAGGUGUUUCUCACUUUCUUAGAUUGUAUAAGGAAAUGGUUUCCAAAUAAUGACAAUGAUAACGAUAAUCUGAAUAGUAGUGAACAAUUAGAUUUAAUGGAAGACUUGUUAGAGUAUAUUAGGAAUACAGAAGAAGUGGAGAGAUUAAUGGCUACGGAAGAGUUUGAACAAGAGACGGGUAGGAGUGUAGAAGAGAUGUAUAAAGAAGAUCUGAAGCGGAAAGAGGAGGAUGCACUCGAUUACGACGAUAGAGUUACUGAGGACAAGCAGCCAUUGCCCCAGCACGUGUCGGUGACGCUUUCGAUUAUGGAUCGUUGCCGGGUGUUUGUAUCGAGCGAGCGACGCGACGCCGCCUCGACGGCGAUGCGGGCCCUCAGUACCGGGCUGCCUGUACUGAUGAACUAUCAGGAUGAACUGUUGCCGCUAGUACAUAGGAUAUGGGCCCCGCUAGCUGUACGGUUCACGACAUACGAGCCCGUUAUCUGGCGGCGCGCGCUCGACCUGCUGGUUACCAUGGCGACGCUCUCCAAGGACUUCAUACAUCACAGAUGUGUCAAGGAGGUGAUGCCCCACAUCUACAGCAGCCUCCACAAGUGGUCUGAAUGUAAUCUGAAGGCCUCCUCCCCUGUAUAUGGAACCAGUACGUUACUACAAGUACAGGCGCAUACUCUGGCCGCGAUGCCGACGCUGGCCGGCAGUCUGCAGCUGCGAGAUGAUAGUUUGAGUGACGCCAUGAGAUGCGUACAACUAUACCUGGCAGGGACGCAGCCGGAACAACUGCAGAAACUAGCGGUGGAGUUCUUCGUUUCCAUACUUAAGUACGACGUAGGCGCGGCGUGGUAUCAUCUCCGGAACUUAUGCGGUAACAAGGAUACGCUCAAACCUCCGCUCGUUAGCACGCUCCAACUACAAGCGAUAGUGGGGACGCCGUACCGCGCCGAAAACAAACUUUACGAAGCAAAUAUUAAAGCCAUAUUCGCAUCCUCUCGAGUUGACUUCAAAUAAAACAAUUGAUUGGCAGUAAUUCGUGUAUUUUUUAUUUAUAAAACACAAUCGUCACAGAAUGAGGGGUGUUUGUGAAAUCUUACGUCACCAGGUGGCGCCACUGUGACGUCAGAUCUUUUGUAUGAUGUUUUUGGAGCGAAUUCCAUAGACAAUGAGAAAAUAUGCGAUUUGACGGAUGCGUAGACCUUUCAUCUCAAUGUUGCCACCUGCUGCCCGUAAUUUCCGAAAACUCUCAUUGAAUGCUUAUUCUCUCUUUCCCACCUAGCUCUAGCGGUAGAACAGAAUGGUGUAAAUACAUAUAUUGUUUUAAACUUUCAUGGUCACUAACAUUAUAGCUAUUAACGGGAUUGUUACCAUGUACCUUGUUUUUAUCAUGGCGCUUGCAACAGUGCCGAAAUAUCGGA